Messenger RNA from Aspergillus alliaceus, 567 nucleotides. Its product is annotated as AAA family ATPase. The record is from RefSeq and is a predicted model, not a curated record. Lineage: Eukaryota; Fungi; Ascomycota; Eurotiomycetes; Eurotiales; Aspergillaceae. The transcript is spliced from 2 exons. The coding region runs from base 1 to 567 and encodes 188 amino acids.
AUGACAUCUACUACCGUCCACCCAGGCAACUAUGUCCAAGAACUCCGCCCUCAUCUGUGCCGCACCGAGGCCGAUCCUCGACCAGUGGUUAUGAUGACUUCAGGUGUCGCAGGCUCCGGAAAGUCAACACUCGCCCACUCGAUCAUAUCGGCGUAUCCAUCCUUCAAGCGUUUCUCUAUCGACUGGUACAUUUACUCCAACCAUGGACUCUAUGGCGUGGAUUACCCGCGACAACGAUACGAAGAAUACCAGCUAGAAGGAGAGGAAGCAUUGAGGGCGGAAUUAGCCGCCACUGUGGAAAGAGGAGAUGUAGACGUCGUGCUUGAUUUUUCGUUUGCGUUCAGAGAAGUACGGGAGGCAUGGAAAUCAUUGAUUGAGAGGGCGGGCGGGCGUUGGGUGCUGGUGUAUUUGGAUGUCGACGCUGCAGAACUGCGGCGGAGAGUAAAGGCGCGGAAUGAGCGGGUUGAUAAGGAUGGGGACUCGGCGUUUUAUAUGACGGACGAGAUCUUGGAGAGGUAUAUUAGUGGCUUUGAGAGACCUGUUGGAGAGGGAGAGAUUGUACUGUGA